AAUUUAUGAUUGUUGGAAAGUGGGUUCCUUGAACUGCAGCAACCUUAAAAAUGAUUCAUUUCAUGUCACCACUUAAUCCCACCACCAGAAUUCAGUCAGAAGCUGGAAAACUAUUCAACUGGUAUUAUUUUUCAAAGCCGUUGAUGGGAUCGGAUGAAGCUGAUCCACCUGCUGGUUUUUGCAGCAGUUUUUGUAGGAGGUGCCUGCCAGUACACCUAUGGGUAUUUCAAUUGGCUCGCACGUGUUAUGGGAUAUUCUCGGUAUUACAGUAAUCAAUAUUAUGGGACUGAGCGUGAGCCUUCGUUGGCAACCAACUGCCCUGCUGAAUGCACCUGCCCAUCUAUCUUUCCCAGGGCUAUGUACUGUGAUACCCGUAUGUUAAAAUAUAUCCCCGAGGUGCCAGCCCGGAUGAAAUAUGUUUACCUGCAGAACAACCAGAUCGAUGCUGUGCCAGAUGGAGUAUUUGACAAUGCUACUCAUCUCGUCUGGGUUGUCCUCCAUUGGAAUAAAAUUUCCAAUGACAAGAUAGGUGCAAAUGUAUUCUCCAAACUGACAAACCUGGAGAGAAUGUACUUGGGACAUAACAAUCUCACGAAGAUUCCCUUUCCUUUGCCAAAGUCGCUGAGGGAGCUGAGAGUUGCAGGAAACAAGAUUUCAACUGUUCAACCCGAUGUACUGGAAGGUCUCGACAACUUGACUAAGCUACUGCUGAAUGACAAUGAGCUGGAAGAUAUCGGAAGCUCCCUCAAAGUUUUAAAGUCUUUGUCUUACUUGGACCUCAGCAAUAACCACCUAAAAAAACUCCCUGAAGUACUUCCAGACUCACUGCACCAGCUGUACCUGGAUUUCAAUCACAUCAGCUCAAUUCCUGAUGAGUACUUCCAACAGUUCCCUAAACUUCAAUAUGCGCGGAUCUCAAAUAAUGAACUAACGGAUAAUGGAAUACCAUUAAACACAUUUAACGUGUCCAGUUUGAUUGAGUUGGAUCUCUCCCAUAAUAAGCUGCAGAAGAUUCCUCCUGUCAAUGAGAACUUAGAAAACCUGUACCUACAUGCCAACAAGAUCAAAGAGUUCACCGUGGACAGCUUCUGUAGAACCAUGGGAUUAAUGAGCUUCUCCAAGAUUCGAGUGCUUCGACUGGAGGGCAACAGUAUCAAACAAGAUAAUAUUCCGCAAGAAGUCAACAGCUGUCUUCGCCAAGCAAGAAUAAUAAAUAUUUAAUGUGCAUUCAUAUAUCUUAUUACAAUACCCACUUAUACAUGUAAACUUCCUUCUACAGCUGGAGUAUAUAAAGACUAGGCAUCCAGCUUC
This is a messenger RNA of Rhincodon typus (whale shark), 1311 nucleotides long. RefSeq names its product fibromodulin. NCBI's taxonomy places the organism in Eukaryota, Metazoa, Chordata, Chondrichthyes, Orectolobiformes, Rhincodontidae. Gene Ontology annotation, molecular function: protein binding. The coding region runs from base 154 to 1221 and encodes 355 amino acids. The transcript is spliced from 3 exons. The record is from RefSeq and is a predicted model, not a curated record.